This is a messenger RNA of Sphenostylis stenocarpa, 192 nucleotides long. The record is from the annotation of a GenBank genome assembly. NCBI's taxonomy places the organism in Eukaryota, Viridiplantae, Streptophyta, Magnoliopsida, Fabales, Fabaceae.
AUGGAAGGAAUCGCUUCUGCAAACCCUUCAUCUGUCUCAUCUUUUAACGCUCCUGUAAAAAAUGCACCAAAUGGAUCUCAGGCACCAUCAUCAAAUCCAGCAUAUGCACAAUGUAGCGUGGAUGGACUUAAGGAUUGCGAUAAGUUGGUUAUAGACUACCUGCAGCAGCAUUCAGAAUUCAGAUAUGUUUAG